GGCAAAUGACGGCGAGAGCCUGUUGGCAGAUUCUACGGUGCCAGUGUCGAACCAACGAGCCUCUCCGCAAGAUAUUGCAGUCCCUGCAUUGGAGUCUAACCCAAAGGCUCUUUUUCUCACCUCAUACCUCACACCUCACACGAGUACCUCAUACAAUUGCAGUUCCACGAUGAGAACGGAAACAACCUUCAACCUGCUCAGCUACGGGAGACAAUCUGCCGCGCACAUGUCUCUCUCGCUGUCCUGCUACUGCUGGCAUGGGAUGGAAGUAACCCGACCAAGGUAACCACCUUUUAGGGCUUCAUGAUACGACUGAUGGACCGAGAAAGAUCCAAUUGUCAUCUACCGAGAUGCGAGAUGGCCCCCUUCCUCGUCGACUUGCUGCCUUGUAAGUGAACGCAGGAUUGUCAGCAUCAGCAAAAUAAUCUGAGGGAAGGACAAAUAACCCCCCUGCCAGGCUUGUCUUGUGUGUUCUCGACAAUCAACGUCCCAGAAUCCAUUGUCCUCGAGUUUAACUUUGGGCAUUUGAAUGGAUCUUUCGUCACUCCAUGCCCCGUACACCACACAUCCUUCGAGGUCAAAUAAUUUCCCCAAUCGAGGCAGCUACCGGCAAGUUCCCUCUGUUGGAAAGAGUUAGACCAGAGACGUGGGCCUCGAUCUUCCUGCUGAACAGGACCUGGCGGCGGUGAUCAUUUUGCUGCCUGUGCAAGCGGCGUCUGACCCAGAUCCUUGAUCAGGCACAAGUAUGCAUGUUCAAAGACGCCCCAUGUCUCCGCGUCAUUGUGCUGGAGCUUAUGGCGAAUGCGCACUACUCAUUAUUUUGCAGGAAGUGGUCGGUCCAACCCUUCUGGACGAUGGCACAUGCAUUCCAUGGGAGCGAUGCAAUCAAACCGGAUCCGAACGAAGCCUCUGCCCCAGCCUGGGAAGCGCACAAAACAAAGACCACAUCCGUGGAAAGCACUGGUCAACGUAGUUCGAGGUCUUGUCUGGAUUCUAGAUCUUCUUUGUAUUCAAAGCGAAUAUGUCACCACUUGAGCACGUUUCUCGACUUUGGUGGAAGCAUACCAAGUACAGUUUCUUCAGUCAGAAAAAAGGUAAAUUCAAUAGACAAAGCAAUGCUAGCCAGCUGUCCAUCAUCGUCAGCAUCGUCAUCAAAAUAAUUUGAAAUUGACAUGCAUGAUCCUUUUCCUUUUCGCUAGGAAGCCCACAAACCCCCAGCGGCUCGAUAGGUAGACGAAUAGAUGGAUGGACGAAUAAUG
Molecule: messenger RNA, 1259 nt
Organism: Cladophialophora immunda
Lineage: Eukaryota; Fungi; Ascomycota; Eurotiomycetes; Chaetothyriales; Herpotrichiellaceae
Exons: 1
Coding region: 750-1160 (136 amino acids)
Source: RefSeq, a predicted model, not a curated record